AUGCCUCUCCCUGAUACUCCUCGUUACGCCGUCGUGGCGGGACAGUCCGACUUCCUCAGGUACGGCCUGCAAGCCGCCCGUUACCUGGGGAGUAUCCUCCAGAGACUACCGUUUCUACUCGCCGCCAGUAUGGAGACGGUGGCAUGCCUGACGUUUGAAAUGCUGGACACUCAACUCGGCGGCGGCAAACCACGUCCAGACACAGGGUUACCACCGGACGGCAUCCUACGCUGGUGCGGCGACGGGGGACGACGAGCCCGCCAGGCUGGCCAAGACGCGCCUCUUCUACACCGUAUACAGGAUGGACAGGGCGCUCAGUCUGCGGCUGGGAAGGGCCCCCGUGGUAGGGAAUCACGACGUUGCGCCCCGCCGACGGCCGUGGAGCGCCGUUGGCUGCGCGUGGCCGAGGUCCAGGUCCGGAUGUACGCGGAGCUUUUCAGGCGGCGACAAAUUGAAGGUGGAAGAGGCGUGUCGCAGGGAGUCGGCUGGGAUUCUGGUGACGCAGCUGGAAUUUGUUGGCCAGGAACUUGA
Molecule: messenger RNA, 531 nt
Organism: Geosmithia morbida
Lineage: Eukaryota; Fungi; Ascomycota; Sordariomycetes; Hypocreales; Bionectriaceae
Exons: 2
Coding region: 1-531 (176 amino acids)
Source: RefSeq, a predicted model, not a curated record